Molecule: messenger RNA, 2130 nt
Organism: Alternaria alternata
Lineage: Eukaryota; Fungi; Ascomycota; Dothideomycetes; Pleosporales; Pleosporaceae
Exons: 3
Source: RefSeq, a predicted model, not a curated record
AUGUUUCGAGUCGAGCUGCCGCUAUCAGCCCUCAUCGGCGACAUCUCGCUAAUCCAAAGAGAGCUGGGUAGCCCUCUCUGUGCCACUGCCACUGUCGUUGGUACAUCCUCUGUCGGCUUGGCCUUUGGACGAGAGGCCCCCUUCGACUCGUCGCACCUCAAUAAGAAGAAGGCGACACCGGCAUUCGAGCCGGGUCUUAACCCAAUGUCUACUGCUGCCAUGACCACGACUGCGCCUUCCUACAGUGCCCCCAUACCCGUCGCCCCUUCCUCGCGCAUGUCAUUUGCGAGUCGACUCAGCCAGGAAGGCCGUUCCCAGUUGCGAAUCGUAAGGAGGAAGACGAGCGACGAUGCGGCGCUGCAAUUGCCGAGCAGCGCAAACAACUACCCUUCGAGCGAGCAGAGUGUGUCUGACGUGGACACGACAAGAUACGUGCCUACGCGACGAGCCUCGUGGAUCAAGCGCCUCUCGUCUAUUUCCAACUCAUCGAGCCGGGCUACGAGCCCAUCUCCACUGUCACCAGCCGUCUCGUGUUCCAAUGGCUCAAUGGCCUUCUCGCACGACGGCUCGACCGUGCCCGUAAUCGACAAACGCUCUACGUCAGCAGUACCGCGCAACAAGCUGGUCAAGCGCGCCUCGUCAGUGCGCGGGCCCCGUGAAGCGCCUGUCUUGGGCUCUGCGACUCUCCGACCGUCCUUCCGUCGUCCAGCGACCAGCCACCAACGCAACGCAACACUGCAAAACUACGGCGCGCGCCUAUCCAUGACGGCCGAACACACUUCAACAGACGAACAACAGACCUCAGCGAGCACCGACAGUGAGGUCGAAUACACACAGUUUUUCACAGCGAGGAUCACCAAGGAACGGACACUGGCGAGGCGGCGUGGUUCAGUGGCAUAUGCAAAUGGGUUCAAGAGGAUAUUUCCAGACGAGAAGCACAAGCCUAUGCUCGUGCUCGCAAGAUCGGUCGUAGCAGGCGUAGAGGAUAUGGACGACUCGACAAGCGACGAUGCCGAAAGCGUCUUCUUCGUGAGUCGACCAGAGACGCCACUUAGCAUGGCGGCCACGUUUGCUACCAAAGUAACAAACCAAACUCGCGGUCGGCCCUCCACAUCACAACCCGAGAAUGCCCCCAGACCUAAACGCUCCUUCUCCAUCACCUCCUUCCUCUCAUCCAGGAAGGAGCGAACUGUCGCAGUGCCCGGACCCAAACUUUCCCGCCGUGCAACCCAGCGGGUCAACUCAGCACCGAUUCUGCCUACUAUGAGCAGACGGCCACACAGCACCUCAUAUGGAGAAAGUCGACGAGAUGUGACAGACCCAACACCAGCAAGACGCGACAUCGCCACGUCCGCUGGGCCCACUGACACAGCACCUGCCCGCAAUGUUUCUCGGAGCAGGCCUGUCUCGUCGCCCUUGUUCCCUACCUUCCCCUCGACUGAUCCCGUUGCUGGCGCGGCCUUGGCGUCAAUGCCCCAGCAGCCCGAUGUUUUGGCCUCAGCCGCACCGGGCGCCAAUCAAGCGCCACCAUCCCCUACUCUAGCGCAAUCGGGAGUUCGGGCCUCGCGUCAUUCCAUGGCCCCCUCAGAACAGGCCUCGACAUUGGUCGGCUCGUCUGAUAAUGAACUUCGCGCCUUAGGGUCCGGCGACGAGGACGACGCUGACGUCCAGAGCGAGACCGUCUUUGAUUCGCUGCGCACGGGUGCGACCAGAGGCUCAACCGUCGGCGCGCGUGGGCCUCGCAUUGAGACUAUAUUCGACGAGUCGCCCCCCUCCAAGGUCAAGAUUACAGCCCUACGAGAUCUACUGCCGCCCGGAUCGUUUGGAGAACCAAUGGUCAAUGGUGUCGCCGGCCACCAGAGCAUCGCCGAGGAAGAGGAGAGCAUAUCGACUCCCGUGCGGACAGUGCGCCCCCAACGCUCCUUGCAGGACUCGCCCAGUGUCACUCGAACACACAGUGCGCCGCUCUUCCCCAAGGCGAUACCGUCGUCUUCCCCGAGCAUGCCCAAGCCGCUUUCGCUUGGCACGCUGGAAUGGGACUCGCGCGCAGGAGACGACGACGACAGUAUCAACCACAAGGCCAACCCUGUGGCUCUUUUGCGACAGCACACGCAUCUACUCGCACCGGGC